Molecule: messenger RNA, 411 nt
Organism: Ogataea philodendri
Lineage: Eukaryota; Fungi; Ascomycota; Pichiomycetes; Pichiales; Pichiaceae
Exons: 2
Coding region: 1-411 (136 amino acids)
Source: RefSeq, a predicted model, not a curated record
AUGGCAGAGGUACCUUCCAUGACCACCAAAAUGGCGACUGUUAGCACAAACCACAUGCCAAACAUCAGGAACACGAAAAUAGUGCCACCAAGUCCAGUGACUGCAAAACUGCGUGCAAUAGUCAUGGACCACAGAACAGACGACAACUGUGCGUGCGCAAGCGACAAAGCCCACAGACGCAGAAAUCCAGUGUACAUCGAGAAGAAGCCCAUCAUCAGCAAGAUGUAUCUUCCGGAAUAUGCCAUGUCGAAUAUCUCGUCUCUCUUCAUCUUUGCAAUCUUCUUCUCGUUCAGCACAAGUGCUGAAGCUGCCAGAAACAUUAUGAAUCCGUGUCCCAGAUCACCAAACAUGAUCGCAAACAUGAAUGGGAACGUGGCCACCGUUGGAAGAGCAGGGUUGACUUCUCUAUAG